Molecule: messenger RNA, 6955 nt
Organism: Oncorhynchus mykiss (rainbow trout)
Lineage: Eukaryota; Metazoa; Chordata; Actinopteri; Salmoniformes; Salmonidae
Gene: vav3a
Product: vav guanine nucleotide exchange factor 3a
Biological process (GO): cell migration; regulation of GTPase activity; intracellular signal transduction
Cellular component (GO): cytoplasm; plasma membrane
Molecular function (GO): protein binding; guanyl-nucleotide exchange factor activity
Source: RefSeq, a predicted model, not a curated record
GAGGGUUGGUAUGGACGGAGAGAGAACGCGCGCGCGAGAGAGAGAGAGAGAGAGAGAGAUGGAGAGAGGCAGGGAGGGAGAGCGCACGAACAGCGUUGCCGUUACUGUCAGCUGUGGAACGGUUCAGUCAUCAAUGGACAGGGUACACACGUAGCAUAGCCUCUUUCAAUGUACCUUUAUUUCUGCUAUGAAACGGAGGGAAGUAUAAUCAAAUCCGGUUACCUAGUUUCGCUUUCAUCGUUUAUAUUGCAGAUUGAAAUGGAGACAACGUUGUGUUAGCGCGCGCUAUUGAUUAGACUCCAAUAGGCUUUAUUCCUUGCGGAAUAUUUGUUUGAUCUCAACCAUAUAUUAACAAUGAUGGAGUAUUGGAGGCAGUGCGCAUUAUGGCUGAUCAACUGCAAGGUGCUACCACCCAACCAUCGGGUAACAUGGGAGUCCGCCCAGGUAUUCGACCUGGCUCAGACACUCCGAGAUGGAGUGCUCCUGUGUCAGCUUCUCAACAACCUCCGACCCCAGUCCAUCAACCUCAAAGAGAUUAAUCUCAGACCGCAGAUGUCACAGUUCCUGUGCUUGAAGAACAUCAGGACAUUUCUCUCCGCCUGCUAUGAGAUAUUUGGCAUGAAGAAGAGUGAACUCUUUGAGGCCUUCGACUUGUUUGAUGUGCGGGACUUUGGAAAGGUUAUGGACACAUUGUCCAAACUGUCCCACACCACGAUUUCAGAACAAACCGGAAUAAAGGCUUUUCCUUCAGAGGAGAGUCUAGAAGAAGAUGAGGACAUCUAUAACCACCUAGAAGACUUGAUUGAUGAGAAAGGUGUGGAGGACGAGGAGGAUCUUUAUGACUGUGUCUAUGAUGAUGAAGAUGGAGGAGAGAUCUAUGAAGAUCUGAUGAAGGCUGAAGCCGUUCGUCCUCCUCUGAAGCAGGUAGAGACAGACAUCAGGAGCUGCUGUCUGACAGAGAUCAAGCAGACUGAGGAGAAGUACACAGAGACUCUGGACUCCAUAGAGAAGUAUUUUAUGGCACCUCUUACGACAUUCCUGUCCUCAGAGGAGAUGAAGAAAGUGUUUGUCAACAUUCCGGACCUGGUUAAGGUUCACAAGAGUCUCAUGGUGGAGAUCCAAGACUCUGUCCGCCAUAAAAGUGCUCAGAACAUCUACCAGAUCUUCAUCCACUACAAAGAGAGAUUGCUAAUAUAUGGGAAAUACUGUAGCCAUGUAGAAACAGCCAUCGUUGCUUUGGAUGACAUUUGCAAACACAGAGAGGACAUCCGAAUGAAGCUGGAGGAAUGUGCAAAGAGAGCCAACUAUGGAAAGUUUACACUGAGGGAUCUGCUAGUGGUCCCUAUGCAGCGGGUACUCAAGUAUCAUCUUCUUCUACAGGAAUUAGUGAAACACACUCACGAUGCAGCUGACAAGAGCAAUUUGCGGCUGGCGCUGGAUGCCAUGAAGGACCUGGCUCAGUACGUCAAUGAAGUGAAGAGAGACAACGAGACACUGAGAGACAUAGCCCAGUAUCAGAAAUCCAUCGAAAACCUUAAUCAGUCUCUUAGUACCUAUGGGAGACCAAAAGGAGACGGAGAGGUACGCGUUACCUCAAUCGACAAACGUGCCAAACAGGACCGGCACAUCUUCCUGUUCGAUGCUGCUGUGAUCGUCUGUAAGAGGAGAGGAGACAACUAUGAGAUGAAGGAGGUGAUCGACCUGCACCACUUCAAGAUCACCAACAACCCCACGUCAGAUAAGGAGAACAGGAAGUGGUCCUAUGGGUUCUACCUGACACACAACCAGGGGCAGAGUGGCUUCGAGUUGUUCUUCAAAACCAAGGAGCUGAAGAAGAAAUGGCUGGAGCAGUUUGGCAUGGCCAUAUCCAACAUACGUCCAGAGAAUGGCACCAGUAACUUCCAUGAGUUCAAGAUGCACACCUUCGACAGAAUUACAUCCUGUAGCUACUGCCACAUGCUGCUAAGGGGUAUCUUUAACCAGGGGUACCUUUGCUCCAAGUGUGGUGUUGGAGCCCAUAAGGAGUGUCUGGGGAGGUUUGGCAGCUGUGGAAAAACAGAUCCGGGCUCCUUCAGAACUCAGGAAAAAUCAGUGCAAGGACAGCGCUCAGAUCCAGGGUUACCUAAGAUGUUGGUGACCAGGAACUAUUUUGGCGUGCCAAGUCCCAUAUGUGGCCCGCCCCUCAACAUCCAGCAAGGUGACAUCAUCGAGCUGGUCUGUGCCGAUCUACACAGCUCCUGGUGGCAGGGCAAAAUUCUGGCGACGAGAGAGGUCGGCUUCUUUCCAAGUGAUGCCGUGAAGCCGUGUCCAUGUGUCCCCAAACCUGUCGACUACUCCACACAACCUUGGUUUGCUGGGCCCAUGGAGAGACUUCAGGCUGAGGCAGAGCUGAUCAACAGAGGGAACAGCACCUACCUGGUCCGCCACCGGAGCCGCGAGUUCACAGAGUACGCCAUCAGCAUCAAGUACAGCAAUGACGUGAAGCACAUCAAGAUCCUGACCAGAGAUGCCUGCUUCCACAUCGCAGAGAACAAGAAGUUCAGGAGUAUAUUAGAACUAAUUGAGUACUACAAACACCAUUCAUUGAGGGAAGGCUUCAGAAGCCUGGACACCACACUGCAGUUCCCCUACAGAGAGCAGGAGAAUGCUGCUAUGCUCCACACCAACAGACCCGGAGGAAACACCCCAUUGCUCUGUGGGCUGACUUAUGUAACUCCUGCCGGCUACAGCUUUGUUCCUCCCUCCUCCGCUCCUUUCUGGUCAGUGUUCACCCCUAAGGUGAUGGGUGUGGCGAUUGCCCGCUAUGACUUCAGCUCCAGGGACACCAGAGAGCUGUCUCUACAGGAGGGAGAUGUAGUCAAGAUCUACACCAAGUCAGGAGCCAAUGGCUGGUGGAGGGGAGAGGUCAGCGGCAGGGUGGGCUGGUUUCCAUCUACCUAUGUGGAAGAAGGAGAGGAGUGAGAAAGAAAAAUACUGUUUGGUUUAGUACUGGACCCUUUAUGGUUGAUCUGACAGAUUGCUGAGAUGGGACUUCCUUAUCUGGGAUUCCAGCCCUCCUAUUGGCUGUUAAGUCAGUGACGUCCCAGAGACCUUUGGGAAAAGAGGGGUUUCUCGAUGAACUAGUUACUGGUUCUCUCUGCAACUGACUAAUGACUGGUUCUCUCUGCAACUGACUAAUGACUGGUUCUCUCUGCAACAGACUAAUGACUGGUUCUCUCUGCAACAGACUAAUGACUGGUUCUCUCUGCAACAGACUAGUGACAGGUUCUCUCUGCUCUGCUCCACCACUUCAACAGCUUUGUUGUCAGCAGGGGAAGGACCUUUGCCAGAUCCCAGCUCUCUCCUUCCAUCCCUCCCUCUCUUCCUCGCUCCCUCUGUCAAUACUGCUACCACAAGUUGUCGCUGAAAUAUUUAAAUGCUGCCCAUCCAUCUAUCCAUCCAUCCAUUUAUCCAUCCGUCCACACCACCCAGAAUAUAGCUAAGACUGUCUAAGGAUUUGGAAAAGUGAAAGAGAAAAGAGAGGGAGAGAGAAGAGACACACACACACAGGGUGGCAAGUAGCCUUGUGGUUUAACCACUGAAAGGUCGCUAGUUCGAGUCCCCAAGCCGACAAGGAUAAAAAUCUGUCAAUGUGACCAUGAGCAAGCUACUUAACCCUAAUGCUGUCAUGAAACGCCUCCCACACCCAUCCUCACAGAUUACAAUCUCUGUCAUUGAACACGACACACGCACAGGUUAACUUUUAUUGGGAUGAAUCUGGUCCUGGAGGCAGAGCUGAGCGGGUUUCGUUAGCUGGUCCAGCCACAAAGUCAAAAUUGUUUAUAUCGCUUUUUUAUUUUUAUUUAGGGUUAGGCACAAGGUUAGCAGUGGGAUUAAGGUUAGGGUUAAUAUUAGGGAUUAGAGAUUUUAUUACUUUUUGGCUGUGGCAGCUAGCGACCACCCUGCAGAGCUGCCUCUAGUACAUGAGUCAUCCCAGUAAAUACCAACCUGCCACACACACAAAAGAUGAGAGAGAGGGAUGUUGGGGGAUAUCAUCGCCACCCCGCCCCUCAUGUUCUCAUCUCUCCAGCUGUACAGCAGGCUGGGUUAGGGGCUGUCGCUGUGGGUUGAUCUGAUAGGGACCUGGCUGGUUUGUCAGGGAACAAGCUAGUGAUGUGAUGCUCUGAUUGGCCUGUAAACACGGUCUCCUGUUACCCCUACUGAUGGGGCCUCCAGCCCUCUGUCUUCUGUAUCUUUCUUUCUUCCUCUCUCUUUCUCCCUUUCUCUUUCUCCCUCUCUCUUUCUCCCUCUCUCUUUGUCUCUCUCUCUUUCUCCCUCUCUCUUUGUCUCUCUCUCUUUCUCCCUCUCUCUUUGUCUCUCUCUCUUUGUCUCUCUCUCUUUCUCCCUUUCUCUUUCUCUUCUUUUAACCCCCCCUUUCCUCCCAUUUCUUCUUCUCCUUUUCUCUCUCCACUCUCCCCUCCCCUCUCCCCGGAAGGGGGUUUCCAGUAGACGUUCCAGGCAGUGCCUUCCUUCCUUCAUAAUCCUCUAAUGUGAGGGAUUUAGCAACAUUUGAGGGAAUAAUGACUUCACUCAGAAACACACUCAGGCAGGCGGAUCAGGCCGUAUAAUAAUGUAAAAGUCACCACAGACAAUGCAGUGUAAUAGUCAGUACAGAAGGAAAUGGGAGGUGAUGCUCGCCAAAUCACAGCUCACACCAGUGAUCAGUGUUUUCACUCAUACGGCUUUUUAGUCCCAAUGCAAUUGCACCAGGAUCUGUUUGCCAUAGUCUGAACCCUCUGACUUUGAUUGACAGGUUUAUGCUAUGCCACAGUGUGUUAAUUACUGUUCUGUGAGGUGAUAGUUCAGGUGGUGGCGUCUGGGAGGAGAGCUGCAGGACAAAGACACACGCGGGCACAAACACACACACCGCACAGCCAUAACCAUCUUCAGUUCACCCAUUCAUCACCCAUACAUACUCCAUAGUAUAAUAUUGAAUGAUCAUACAGUACAUACGUGAUGUAUAUAUUAUUAUAACGAUUAUAUUGUGCAACAAAACAUAUGCAAUCAUCAGGGUUAUUACUAUAAAGGGGAGGUAUUCAAUGCCUCAGCAAUGUCCCUGUCUUCUGGGUCGUAUUCACUAGGCACCAAAUUGGAGCAAGCAGACUUAAACAGAAAUGGACUACCUGAACAAUAAUCAACGCUCAUAUUCGUUUUCAAUUGUUUUGCUACGGUGUGCACUAAUGAAUACAACCCUGCUGUCUUCCUGUGGUUCUUUUGUGUGUUGAUGCUGGUCAUUGAGGCACAAAAUGGAUUAUGAUGUGAAUCUGGUCCUCAGAAUGCUGGGAAAUGUAGUGUUUUACAAUACUGUAUGUCGCAAGGGAAAGUAGUGUUUGAACUGUAGUAAGGAAUAAGUGUAGUGAAAGACUGUCCUCUCCUGUGACUCUCCUGUGACUCUCCUGUGACUCUCCUGUGACUCUCCUGUGACUCUCCUGUGACUCUCCUGUGACUCUCCUGUGCUUAUUUGAACUGUUUCCCAGCACAAUGGCAUUAUGCUUUUUUGAAGUGAAGGCAGCUCAAAUUCCAGCUGAACUAUUGGUUUCAUUUGUUUUAAUGUGCAAGCCAUCUGGAUAAUGUCUUGAUAUGAUGAAAUGUGUAUAAGAGAUGUAUUUUUUAUUUUUGAAUUGUUUUGAUGGAAUGUGAUAGUGUGUGUACAGGUUGCAUUGUGAAGUGUCCCCAUCCACCCCAACUCUGUUUUCUAACUGCAGUGCAUGUUAGCUACCACCAGAUGGCAGCAGCAUAAGCACAUCUUUCCCCUCACCUCUUUCUCUGCAUGUCUCUCCUCCACCUUCAACCAUGCUUUACUUAUGGUCUCUGGGGGUUGUUUGAAUUCAUUAUGAGAUAAUUUAGGAGUUGCCUUUAAAAUGAUAGCCCCACCAUAAACAUAACAGAGAGAACAUUUCCGGUUGCAACCAGGCUUUCUAAGCAUGGGAUCUAGUAAUCUACUAACACAGAGAGAUAUGAACAGCCUUUCUAAGCAUGGGAUCUAGUAAUCUACUAACACAGAGAGAUGUGAACAGCCUUUCUAAGCAUGGGAUCUAGUAAUCUACUAACACAGAGAGAUAUGAACAGCCUUUCUUAACAUGGGAUCUGGUAAUCUACUCCCCCGCCUUUUCCACGAGAGGUGAACUCCGGCGGUAAGGGGUUUACACUAGCAGGGCUUCUUCCUUCCCUGUGUGUGUCUUUAUCCUCUACCCAGAGAGAACAGAAUAAAGCCUCAGGGGUAUCAAUGAUCUGAUCUCUACACUAUCUUUCCUCACCUAGCACACCCACUACACCCAACAAUCUGUUCAUUUCUCUCUCUCCCUCUUACUAUGCCCUUCCUCCAUCUUGCCCUCUAUAUCGAACUCUCUUUCUCUGUUUCUCUCUCUCUCUGCUUCUCUGUAUUCUGACCCUGUUUCGGUGAAAUGGUUGAAACCCAGCACUGUAUCUUCAUACCAGGAUAGGAUAUACACUAUAUACUCUGUUAUAUUGUAAAAUAGAGAGGAGAUGUUUCAGGUGUUUCAGUCUACUCCACCAGACAGCCACAAACAGACUUCUUGUAGCUGAAACAACCAUCAUCUCACCGGUAGUCAUGGACAAGCCGUUAAAGCCUUUGCUUACAGAUAAGAAGCCAUAGUUAUAUUGAUCGACAACAGAGCGGUCUGCUGUCUGCACUGUGUCUCUCAGCUGUGCCACUCUGUAUAGUGCAUUGUUCACCUUGUUAGAACAUAAUUUAUGAAGCCAAAUAUGUCUACUGUACCUAUAUUUGACAUUCUGGAGUCUAAACACCAUGGCAACCUGCCACUGUGGCCUAACUAACCUAUAGCCGUGCAAUCUGAGUUCAGAGUGGAACAUAACCACAUAGUAUUGUAUCAUACUGUAAAUAUGUAAAUAUCACACAAUAAACACAAAUGUAUAUGGCUUCUUUUUAAUAUCA